Messenger RNA from Phialemonium atrogriseum, 2822 nucleotides. RefSeq lists its product as uncharacterized. The record is from RefSeq and is a predicted model, not a curated record. Gene Ontology annotation, molecular function: NAD+ poly-ADP-ribosyltransferase activity. Lineage: Eukaryota; Fungi; Ascomycota; Sordariomycetes; Cephalothecales; Cephalothecaceae. The transcript has a single exon. Bases 214 to 2727 code for a protein of 837 amino acids.
CUCGAGCAUCCAGUGCCUGGCUCCAGAGUUCAGUUUCGAAUCGGAAUAUGCAACCAGUACAAACCAUCCACGUCGAGUGCUUUGGCUGCAGUCGCCGACUUGUUCCACGCCACCACGUCAAAGGUUGGAGCGCAUCAUGCCACCACGUCGAAGACUCCAAGUUCCAAAGCUAGGGAUCAACCUUCCAAAGCUGAAGGCGGCGACUUCCAGAACAUGUUCUUGUCAAAAUCCCUUGACACUUUCAUGGGCGAAAGCCUUGUCCCUCUCCUCAAGCUGAGAGAGACAAUGGACCUUUCUUGGGAUGGAGCUAAUGAAACGCUCAUCGCCAACAGAGCUUUGUCAUUCGAACCCCGUCCACGUCAGCCCCCAGGUACACAGCCACAGCCACAGGGAAGCGGACAAGGAAUGGAACAGAGAAAGGCACUGGGAAGCGUGCUACCAAAGGAAAAGGCAGAAGACGAAUUCACUGUCCUUGUCAGCGACCACCUUUCCGAAUCUGCCACCCAAGAGCGAAGCCUCCCCCUGGUUGCCAUGCAAUUUGCAAUGCACUACUUCGUCAGGUGCCCAGAGUUUUGCCUGAGAUGCCACCGAAGGCUUGACGACAAGUUUGACGCCAUCAUGCCCUACGUCUGCUCCAACUCCCUCUGUCUGUUCCAGUACUUGACUAUGGGCCUUGGUCCAAACGUCGAAAACGAUAUCAUCAGAAAACCGGUUGUGGUUGAUCUCCUCAUAAGCUUAUUCUAUGCCAGUAUCCAACGCCGAGAUCAGCUCGCCCGUCUGAAGAAGCAUGAGGACCCAGCCAUCCGAGACUACCCAGUUGGAUUGCAACUUCGAGUGCCAGCGCUGUUCAGCCCUGAGGUUGCCUUGCACAAGCCCAUCAAAGUCAAGGUAACAGCCGACCCAACAGUCUUCUUGGUAGAGCAAGCCGGAGACCUUGGUCGCCUAUUCGUUAGUCAAUGGGUUGCCUUUCAACGCUCUGGCGACAACAUCGACUCCAAGGAGAGAAUCUCCCAUGCCCUCAUUAUUGGCGUCGACCACGACAAGCUUUCGGUUACUAUGCAGGUCAUGAGCCACUCUAGUAGUCAUCUGUCGAUACCAAGCUACACCAAGGACGGCGAAGUUGAGCUAUACCCAUAUGAGCUGGACUGUGACGUGUUGGAUGACUCCUCCAAGUCCAGUGCCAUGUCCUUAUUGCUCGGCACGCUCCCUUCGAUACGAGCGAUCCGUUCGUACCUCACCAGCCACCCGCAUGUCACAUUUCGAUCCUAUAGCAGGCUCUCGCCGGCUGCCGCCACACUUCUCCAAUGGAUUAUAUCAUCCAACCGAUCCUGUAUUCAGGAAAUCGACUCAUCCAGAGCUGAGCGUAUAUCGGGGAUGGGGCCAUGGAUCCAGUUUCGCUUUCUAAGCGACAAAGAGGUGCGGUUCAGUCGAGCCCUCCAGCAGGUUGCGGCAAGCGGGAAGCUUGGUGCGACUCCUACCAUCUUCGCCUGGCACGGAAGCCCCCUUGAAAACUGGCAUAGCAUUCUCCGAAAUGGUCUAAACUACAGGGAUACUCGACACGGCCGCGCCCAUGGUCACGGGGUGUACUUCUCUGACCGCUUCAACGUGAGCACAUUGUACACCAACGAACACGACCGGACAUGGCCAAACUCGGAGAUCAACAUGAGUUCGGCCGUGAGCCUGAACGAAAUCAUCAAUAGUCCACAGGGGUUUCUUUGCCAAAAACCUUGCUACGUGAUCCCCCAGCUCGACUGGCAUCAAUGUCGUUAUUUGUUCGUAAGAUCAAACAGGCUCGAUUCUCAGGGGGACGCAGAUGAUCCCCCGCCCAACGUGCCGAUCCUCGAGCAGGCUCCUGGCCUGGAAGUUACUGGACCUGAGAAUAGCCACAUACAGAUCCCAGUAGCAGCCAUGCCGCUACGGAGUGUUCCCGCACUUGGUCAGACGUGGUCGAGGAAAACGGUGGUCCGCAGCCUAGCCGAGCACAGUGAAGACGAGGAUAGCGAGGAUCUGGAGUUCAUCAUGGACGAGGAGAAGCAGCCAACCUCCGAGGACCAACAGGCACACGAAUCAAGUGCUAAGACAGCCCUUACUGGCUUUAAACCCGGCGACCUGGACCUUGCCACUCUUCCCCGCCUGGAACCACCUGCGUGGGCUACAGCCACGGCCACUAGGGUCAUGGGACGCGAGGUCAAGAGGUUGCAGAAGUUGCAAGCAGGGACACCCCUUCACGAGCUGGGAUGGUACAUCGACUUCGACAAGUUGACAAACAUGUUCCAGUGGAUUGUCCAGUUCCACAGCUUCGACCUCGCCUUGCCACUGGCCCGGGACAUGGAGGAGGCCGGCGUCACCUCCGUCGUCAUGGAGGUCCGUUUCGGCAAGGAGCAUCCCCUGACUCCGCCAUUCAUCCGCGUGGUGCGCCCCCGCUUCCUCCCCUUCCUCCAGGGCGGCGGCGGCCACGUCACCGCCGGAGGAGCCAUGUGCAUGGAGCUCCUCACCAACACGGGCUGGACGCCGGCGAACAGCAUGGAGAGCGUGCUCUUGCAGGUGCGCAUGGCACUGUGCAACCUCGAUCCUCAACCCGCCCGGCUGAAUCAGGACAUUGGGAGAGGGGACCAGAACGAGGACUACGGCAUGGGCGAGGCCAUCGAGGCAUAUGUUCGCGCCGCAAGAGCUCAUGGAUGGGAGGUCCCGCGUGGCCUGAUGGCUUCUAUUGGGUAUCCACGGUAGCCCGACACCGGGCGCUGAGAUUGGAUGAGCAAGGAGAGACUGCGAAUACGGCAGUGUUGGCGCCUUUUGCUUCGUGAUGAGGUUGGAAACCGGCG